UGCAUCGAAUCAGUCCCAUUCGAGACACCGCGCGAAGAGUAUCACUCGGAUCCGCAAUCAUCCCGCUUCGUCAUGAAUAAAGUGCAGUACGAUAUGGCGGAAAAAGAUUUCCAUGCCAGAAGGCGAUGUUGUUCUCCGGUUUUCAUCGUAGUUUGGCUAAUCCUGGCACUGGCAUUGGUGGGUGGUUUCGCGACAGCGUUCUUUUUCCACCAGUAUUCGGAUCGUAACUGUCCCAGUGGCGGAACAAUUGAUGGCAGUGCGGAAGGCCUCGGGUCGGGCACUACGGAGCUCCAGUUGGCAUUUGUAAAAACGAACAUGCAGCACGUCUUCAUGGUGAUUCACGAAAAGUUUGGAGUACUGUCCAAACCGGAAGAGCAGGGUAUCGAGGAGUUCGGAAGUUGCUUGCCAGAGGAUAGUAAGCAGAUGCUGGUGAUGGUUCCGCCCGGUAACAUAUUCGUGCUGCAUUUGCGCUACGAUGGUGAAGGCCGGUGCGUUUAUGGAUUCCUGAGACACAUUGGAUACCAAGAUGGAGAACAUUUGAGACACAAACUUGUAGACGCGUUGAUUGACAACAGGGAUGUGCUCAAUUUGAAUUCAUAUGCAUAGUGCCCAUUAUUGGUUAAAAGACUGCAAUUGAUCUGAGUAGUUUAUGAUCGUUUUUCAAGUCAUAGCUUCAUGACAAUCGCAAACAUUUAGUAUUACGAAAUAAAAUUAGUUGUAGUGAAGUGAGUAAAGACUGUAAUUCUGCUUGCCAUAGAAAUUUACAAAUUUUUUCAUUGAUAUUGACACCCACAGCUCUCAAUUAUAACUCUGGAAAUGCAUGACACCAUCAGGUUGAAAGCUUACUUUAGCUAAAUGCCUUAGGCUAGAAGAAAUUCCUAAAACAAGAAGUGUAGAUUUAAAGAAAUGUAGAAGCACAUUUA
Molecule: messenger RNA, 923 nt
Organism: Armigeres subalbatus
Lineage: Eukaryota; Metazoa; Arthropoda; Insecta; Diptera; Culicidae
Exons: 1
Coding region: 73-606 (177 amino acids)
Source: RefSeq, a predicted model, not a curated record